Molecule: messenger RNA, 492 nt
Organism: Hansenula anomala
Lineage: Eukaryota; Fungi; Ascomycota; Saccharomycetes; Phaffomycetales; Wickerhamomycetaceae
Product: YqaE/Pmp3 family membrane protein
Exons: 1
Coding region: 1-492 (163 amino acids)
Cellular component (GO): membrane
Source: RefSeq, a predicted model, not a curated record
AUGUCAGAUCAGCCACCAAGUUACAACGAGAAGAACCAGCCUUACAACCAACCAGGUUAUAAUCCACAGCCAGUCCAACAGCAACAAGAUUAUCAUCAACCUCAACCUCAACAACCAAUUCAAGAACAACAACCACAACAAUCAUCCCAAGACCAAUACAAACAAUCUCAGCAGCAAAGCCAAGGUCAAGGUCAAGGUCAAGGUCAGCCAUACGUCGUUGUUCAACACGGUAACAUCCCACCUGAACCAAAGAAAUUCGGAGGAUGUGCUAAAUUUGGAUUAUACUUACUAUGUUUCAUUUUCCCACCAAUUUCCACUUUAAUUGUUUCACCAAAGGGUAGUGACACUAUAAUCAAUAUCUUGUUACUGUUUUUAGUUGGUAUUGGAUCUAUUAUCCAUGGUAUUUAUAUCGUUUACAAAUAUACUAGUGGAGAAGGUAGUUAUGAUGCUUGGGAGGAGAAAUAUGGUAAAAGAAAGCCAACUACGGUGUGA